UUGGCAGCAUAUUUUGCCUUUGCGCUCAAAUAGCGUAAAUACACGCCCGAAAAGUGCAAAAACUAAAAAUAAAUAAAUAACGCGGUUUUUAUAAAUUGAAUGUUUUAUAAUUAGAUGAACGAAACAACACUAAAUUUCCUCUCCUCUAGAAAUUAACUCUUGAAAUUAAAAGUUUGUCAUGGUGUCAAAAUGCUUUUUUGAAAAUGAAUUUCAAAAAUAUUCUAAUGAGACUUCAUAUCCUUUUCUUGACGAUACCAAGAAUGCGCUUUCAGAAAAAUUUCAAUGUAAAUUAAAUAAUUUCAAGAAUGAAAAAUUGUUACAUCUUACUACUGAAUUAAAUAGAGAUUUAUUUCAUGAUGGGACUGUAUAUACUGGUUCAGCUGGGAUGGCCUUGUAUUAUUUAAUGUUUUCAUUAAAUGGAAAUAGAGUAUCUCAUGGUAUGUUGCAGCAAGCUCUGGAAUAUAUUGACAUUAAUAAUUUAAAAGGACGCAGGAUUAGUUUUUUAUGUGGUGAUGCCGGCCCACUUGCAAUAGCAACAGUUAUAUCUUAUAAGCUUGGCAACAGAAGACCUGACAAUUUACCUGAAUAUAGUAACUUGGUCAAAAGACUAAUAAAUCUAAUUUCAUUAGUACAGGAUUCACCUGAUGAACUGCUCUAUGGAAGGGUUGGAUAUCUGUAUGCAUUACUCUUUGUGAAUAAAUAUAUAGGUGAGAGGAAUGCUAUACCUGCAAAGAACAUUGAAAAAGUAAUAACUUCUGUAUUAAAAUCUGGAAAACAGUUUUCACAGCAAAUGAAAUCUGAAAGUCCACUUUUAUGGCAGUGGCAUGACAAGAUCUACUUGGGCGCGGCCCAUGGCAUAUCAGGGAUUCUAUAUGUCUUAUUACAGGGCCGUUCGUACAUCAACGCAGAUGACAUAAGAAGUUACAUUAAACCAACACUGGAUUGGCUUUUGAAUCAACGUUUUCCAAGUGGAAAUUUCCCGUCGUCUCUUAAAAGCAGUUCCGGAGAUAGAUUAGUGCAAUGGUGCCAUGGAGCACCGGGAUUUGUUCCUUUAUGUCUAUUAGCUUAUCAGAUAUUUCAUGAAGAAAAGUAUCUCAACAUUGCAAUACAAUGUGGAGAUGUAAUAUGGCAACGAGGACUUUGCGCAAAAGGAUACAGCAUUUGUCACGGAGUUAGUGGAAAUGCAUACGCGUUUCUGCACCUUUAUCAAGUGACUAAAAGUGCGGUUCAUUUAUACCGAGCGUGCUGCUUCAUGGAGUGGUCUGCGUGCGAGAGGCCGGGCUCGGAGCUGCAUCGUCCCGACAGGCCGGCGUCGUUGUUUGAGGGGUUGCUGGGACGCAUCUACUUAGCAGCCGAUAUUGUUAAUCCCUUGGAAGCCAAAUUUCCUGCAUUUUGUUUAUAAAAUUGUAAUGUUCUGUGAUUAUUGCUUUAAUAUUUCGAUUUAAUUUUAUGAUAAUUCGAAAUUAAUAAAUUCGUAAUAAAUAAAUAAAUAAUACACAGUUGUUGCAUAUA
This is a messenger RNA of Nymphalis io (European peacock), 1512 nucleotides long. RefSeq names its product glutathione S-transferase LANCL1-like. Gene Ontology annotation, biological process: carbohydrate metabolic process; peptide modification. NCBI's taxonomy places the organism in Eukaryota, Metazoa, Arthropoda, Insecta, Lepidoptera, Nymphalidae. The record is from RefSeq and is a predicted model, not a curated record. The transcript is spliced from 8 exons. Gene Ontology annotation, cellular component: plasma membrane. Bases 179 to 1402 code for a protein of 407 amino acids.